Messenger RNA from Eremothecium gossypii ATCC 10895, 1383 nucleotides. RefSeq names its product proteasome regulatory particle base subunit RPT5 (gene RPT5). Gene Ontology annotation, cellular component: proteasome regulatory particle, base subcomplex. NCBI's taxonomy places the organism in Eukaryota, Fungi, Ascomycota, Saccharomycetes, Saccharomycetales, Saccharomycetaceae. Gene Ontology annotation, molecular function: ATP binding; ATP hydrolysis activity; proteasome-activating activity. Gene Ontology annotation, biological process: proteasome-mediated ubiquitin-dependent protein catabolic process. The coding region runs from base 1 to 1383 and encodes 460 amino acids. The transcript has a single exon. The record is from RefSeq and is marked provisional.
AUGGCAAGCCUACCAAGCAUAGUUAUAGCAGUUGCAGAGAAGCAAUUACUGUUUAGCAACCACAAGAGCUUCUGCAAGGGGAUCAUGUCGACUUUGGAGGAAUUAGAAUCGCAGCAGCUGCCGGGGGACCAAGAGAUUGACCAGGACAUCCUAAAGCUUCCCACUGCUGAACUACAAACCAGGACCAAGCUGCUGGACAAUGAGAUCAGGAUAUUCCGGUCUGAACUCCAGCGUCUCUCGCACGAAAACAAUGUAAUGUUGGAGAAGAUCAAGGACAACAAAGAGAAGAUCAAGAAUAAUAAACAGCUGCCUUAUUUGGUCGCUAAUGUGGUCGAAAUCAUGGACAUGGACGAGCUUGACGAUACAAACGAGUCUACCACGCAAGGGGGGAACCUCAAUCUGGACAAUGCGGCAAAGGGAUACGCUGCGGUUGUGAAAACUUCGUCGCGACAAACCGUUUUUCUCCCCAUGGUUGGGCUAGUGGACCCUAAGCAGUUGAAGCCGAACGACCUGGUGGGUGUGAACAAGGACUCGUACCUGAUCUUGGAUACGCUUCCUUCGGAGUUUGACUCUAGAGUGAAAGCUAUGGAAGUGGAUGACAAGCCUACGGAAACAUACUCCGACGUUGGUGGGCUAGACAAGCAGAUCGAGGAACUAGUCGAAGCAAUCGUGUUACCCAUGAAGCAGGCAGACAAGUUCAAGGAUAUGGGUAUUAGGGCACCGAAAGGUGCUCUGAUGUAUGGUCCACCGGGUACCGGCAAGACGCUUCUGGCAAGAGCCUGUGCCGCUCAGACCAAUGCGACUUUUUUGAAGCUGGCCGCUCCGCAGUUGGUCCAGAUGUUCAUAGGUGAAGGUGCGAAGCUGGUCCGCGACGCCUUUGCCUUGGCGAAGGAAAAGGCACCUACCAUUAUCUUCAUCGAUGAGUUGGAUGCUAUUGGAACUAAGCGUUUUGACUCGGAGAAGUCCGGUGAUAGAGAGGUGCAGAGAACCAUGCUUGAGUUGCUAAACCAACUAGAUGGCUUUGGUUCUGACGAUAGGGUAAAAGUCUUGGCUGCUACGAAUAGAGUCGAUGUCCUUGAUCCAGCGCUUCUGCGUUCCGGUCGUUUGGAUAGGAAAAUAGAGUUCCCGCUUCCAACCGAAGAUGCUAGGGCUCAGAUCUUGCAAAUCCACUCUAGGAAAAUGACUACUGAUGAUUCUAUUAACUGGCAGGAACUUGCUAGGUCUACUGACGAAUUCAAUGGAGCACAAUUGAAAGCAGUUUCUGUUGAAGCAGGUAUGAUUGCAUUGAGGAACGGGCAGUCGGUUAUCAAGCACGAGGAUUUUGUGGAGGCAAUUGGAGAAGUCCAGGCCAGAAAGACGAAAUCUGUAUCAUUUUACGCUUAA